CGCGCAUGCUCCGGACUGCUCCGCUCAACCUCAGUGUGUUUGGGAUGAAACUAGCUAACAUGCUAACUGACUGAUUAACGGAUUAAACACGGGAAUUUCGCGUACCAAAAGUUUUGACAAUUCGAGGAUUUUUAAAAAAUAAUCUGCGUUGAAAUGAUGGAGAAGGCGGAGAAAGGUUGGGACGAAGGCAGAAUUCCAGGGCUGGUUCUGUAAACCUGCUCAUCGUUAGCAUGAGAGAGAAGCGUUUCCAUCAUCUCAGGGUCAAGUGGUGAGAUUUCGUCGGGGCUUCGUGUCCAGACAGAGGAAGGUCAGAUGUCACGUGUCCUUACUCCUCCUCCUCCCCCUCCUCCUCCUCCUCCUCCUUCUCAGGGAGAGAUGAGCAGCGGCCCUGUGGCCGAGAGCUGGUGCUACACACAGGUAAAAGUAGUGAAAUUUUCCUACAUGUGGACCAUUAACAACUUCAGCUUCUGUCGAGAGGAGAUGGGUGAAGUACUGAAAAGCUCCACCUUCUCUUCAGGUCCCAGUGAUAAAAUGAAAUGGUGCCUCAGAGUAAACCCAAAAGGACUCGAUGAUGAAAGCAAAGACUAUCUGUCACUGUAUCUUCUCCUGGUUAGCUGUCCCAAAAGUGAAGUGCGUGCGAAGUUUAAGUUUUCUUUACUCAACGCUAAGCGAGAGGAGACUAAAGCUAUGGAAAGCCAAAGAGCCUACCGAUUUGUCCAAGGCAAAGACUGGGGCUUCAAAAAGUUUAUUAGAAGAGAUUUUCUUCUCGACGAAGCGAAUGGCCUUCUUCCAGACGACAAGCUCACUCUGUUCUGUGAGGUGAGUGUAGUGCAGGACUCUGUAAAUAUCUCAGGUCAAUCUAACACAAAUGUGCUGAAAGUUCCUGAGUGCCAACUCUCAGAUGAUCUGGGAAAUCUGUGGGAGUGUUCACGCUUCACUGACUGCACACUGUGUGUGGGGGGGCAGGAGUUCAAAGCCCACAAAUCCAUUCUGGCAGCGAGAUCACCGGUUUUUAACGCCAUGUUUGAGCAUGAGAUGGAGGAGAGCAAGAAGAACUGGGUGGACAUCAGCGACGUCGAGCCAGAUGUCUUUAGAGAAAUGAUGGGGUUUAUAUACACGGGGAAAGCACCAAAUCUGGAGAAAAUGGCUGACAGUUUGUUGGCAGUGGCUGAUAAAUACGCUCUGGAGCGUUUAAAGGUGAUGUGCGAGGAGUCUCUGUGCAGCAGCCUGUGUGUGGAGAACGUAGCCGACACGCUCAUCCUCGCCGACCUGCACAGCGCCGAGCAGCUCAAAGCUCAAGCCAUCGAUUUUAUCAAUAGGUGCAGCGUCCUCCGACAGCUGGGGUGCAAGGAUGGAAAAUACUGGAAUAGCAACCACGCCGCAGACAUAAUGGAGACUCCGGGCUGGAAGGCAAUGAUCCAGUCUCAUCCACACUUAGUGGCCGAGGCUUUCCGCGCUCUGGCUUCGGCUCAGUGCCCUCCGUUCGGCCUGCCCAGGAAGAGGCUCAAGCAGUCCUGAUCUCUCUCUCCAUCUCGCUCUUGAUCUAUUUCAGCCGGAGGAAGGAAAGGAGGCAAUGGGGGGAACAACAUGAACUCGUACCGCUCUCACCGAGACAUGGCUUUCAGCUUCAGAUACACUCUCACUCAUUUACAUUGUCCCUUUCUUUUUUUUUCAGUUGUUUUUUCUCCACUCUUUCUUUUCACUCUUAUUUUCUCGUCAUCUUUCUCUCAUUAACUGGCAUUUACGCUCUCUUUCUUUUUUUUUUUUCCUCCAUCAACCUCUCUCUGAGCAUCUCUCUUUUUUCCUCACUGUAUCACUCUCUUAUCCUCUUUCUUGCUUUCUUCGUCAUUCCUCCCUGUCUUUCCUCCGUCUUUCUUUCUCUCUUCGUUGCACUUUUUCUUUCUCCGUCUUAUCGGUUUCAUUUUCCUCUUGUCAUUCCCUCUCUCGUUCUCUCACACACACGCGCGUGCACACACUUUCCCCCUUUCGCGUUCUCAUUUCAUUUUCUCUCUCACUCUCACUUUCGUUUCUUCCCUUAAUCACUCUCUCUUCUCUUUCAUUCUCACUUUCUUUCUGUCUUUCCUUCUAAUUGUUCUUGCAGUUUUUUUUUUUUGUCUUUCUGCCUUUUUUCCCCACUCCUGUUUUCUUUCUUAUCGUUUGUUUCUCACAUUACACCUUUUUCUUUCUUCUCUCAUCCUUUCUCUCUCUCGCAUCUCCUCUCACAUUUCCCAUGUGACUCUCUUUGGCACUUGGUCUAAAUCCAGAGACAGUAACGAGUGUGUGAACUUCUUCUCCUCCUUCGGUGAGAGGAACAGCCGUAACAAUUGUUCCAGCCUUCAUUUCUCACACGAUAUGUUCAGUCUCUAAGCUUUAUGUUUCCUGCCUGCACGCUUCUCUCUCUCUCUCUCUCUCUCUCUCUCUCUCUCUCUCUCUCUCUCUCUCUCGCUCUCUCUCUCUUUUCCACCUCGGCUCAAACCGUCUUUUAAAAGUAAAUAUUUUUAGACAUUUUGGUUGACUGAGAAUCAGUCAGUGGAUUAUUAUUAUUACUUUCCCCCUUCCUUGUCGUCUCCGAUGGCUGUAAAAAAAAAAAAAAAAAAAAAAAAGAAAAAAAGGGAAAAAAAAGGAUCAGUGUUCUCCUGUGUGCCUGCCUCGUCCCAAGCAGACCAGGCCGUUCGUUCCUCCUCACCUUUUGCACUAGUUCCCUGUGUCCAGACGUUCUUUUGAUAUGACGUGUAAAAGGUUUGUUUAAAGCAGAAAAUGUCCUGAUGUUAUAUAAAUGUUUGGCCCGUUUUCGCGACUAGACAUUUGAGACGAUCAGUGAAACAGAUCAUGCCCCAUAUUGAUGGCACAAUUUCUAUGUAGGACUUACUUGACUUAUAUUUGAACGGUAAAUACAUAAACAUUAAUUUUUUUAUUUUUUUUUUGGGGGGGGGGGGGGGGGUUGGAAUGGGGGUGUAAAGGAAGUAUUAUCCGUAAGUUUCUACACUUGCGUCACUCUGACGUGACGUGACGUUACACUGUGAGAGAAAUGAGGGCUAAAAGUUUGCCAGUUUGGCUCAAAUUGAUAGAAAAUGUACACGAAUAUAUCUUGAGGUGUUUUUCAUCCAGACUAUUUCCUUUCAUUUGGUCUCCUUGUUCCAGAUAUAAACAAUAAUCCAUAACCCAACACACAAUGACGCUUAAAUAUUGCCGAUAUAAUAAGAUGUAAGGAUAAGGGAUGCGUCACGUUAAUGAUGGAUAAUUAAAUGACAAACGAGUCGUCCAGUAAGUUCUGGCACCGUCCUUUCUAACAGAUGCGAUAUUAUUAUUUCAAAUUUUUUUUUUUUUUUUUUUUUUUAAAUACACGAAAUACAAAGAAACCAGAACUUGAUUUUCCUACUUUUUAUUGAAGCCGACAGCUGAUUUAGUGCUCUACGUUCACACUUGUUGCUUGUGAGUGUGGCCUGUCCAAAUACAAAUUAAAGCGAAUUAUUUUAACGAAAUGACGCGCUAAUCAGUUGUUUGACUUACAUGUCUAAGUGCUCGGCUUUGUACUAGCUUCACCGCACUAGCACGUUAGCAGAAGGUUAACUACUAGCUACGUACACUCGCCAGUAGCGCUAGUGAUUUUUUUUUUUCUUUUGUAAUGUCUCUAAACAGGUCAAACGGGAUCUAAACGCAGGUAGAAACUUGUGUUGUGAGCGGGGAACCGAAGAAGUCGAGCCACGUGCGCCGUCCGAUCGGCCCGAGGUGUUGGAGAAGUAAAUCAUUUGCUACAACAGAUUGAACUCGUAUCAUGGAGGAGGUCAUUUAUUGGACUUUGUGGCAUUUGUACAGAGAGUCCCAAGAACUUUAGGUCACCUGUUUAUUCAGGUUUGAAGCACGGUUUUACUCUGCGUCCCCAUAAUGUCCCAUCCUUCUUUAUUUUUUGGCCGUUAAAGAACUGUAACCUGUUAGUAUCGUCUUCGUCGAACAUGUGAAAUAAUAAUGCACGUUUAAUCCUAACAGCAUGAAUUAUCAGUACAUCUCUCAGCCAAUAAGAACACAUCGUUCAUGGCGCACUCGGUAUUCGCCAGCGCUUUUUGUUGUUGUUGUUGUUGUUGUUGUUGUUGUUUCUGUCCAGUCUGAUGGUGGUUCAUAUUAAGAUUCCUACAUAAUUUACAGCACUUUUCAUCAUCACUACACCAUACGUUAGCUACCAGUUAGCACCAUCUCGAUUAAUUAACAUUUACUGCUUCCGUCUUAUUUUGACUACAAAUAAGUUCUCAUCAGCUAACACUGUAAUUAGCAAAUUUAGAGGUUUAUCAACAUCUUUCACUUAAUUUAUGCUAAUUCAUGCUGGCUGGAAUAAACUGCUCGUUAUAUAACGUAACAGACUCUAUAACAGACGCUACUCAUUGCGUAAUAAUACCGAAAUACUAACUAAUGAGGUAAACGAUGUUAAAGUGUCCCGGUGUUUACUUUCCGGGAGAUUUUCAAAGAAGAAAUAGUCGUGCUAAACGUCACACACAUCUUGUUACAGCGUGCCAGAACUUAAUAAACGUCUCGAUUUAUCACCUGGAAGAUCCGGGCAGGAGCGAGGAGGGCAAAGCGCUGUCGAUUUUAGAGCUUUCCUUUCUCGAAUCAGCCUCUCGUCAAGUCUUUUACGAGCCGCGAUGUGUGUUUUCAGCAGGGGUUUGGUCCUCCUGGAUGUGAGAGAUCACACUCCGGUCUCCAUCCACUGACUCGGCAAAUACGCGGUGCUGAGAAUCAAACAUUGGCUUUAUUGCACUGUGUGUUGGGAGGUUUUACGUCAUAUCGUUUCGUUUCGGUUCAUUUCAGUCGUACUGGUGUUCUGACUGCAUUGGAGGCAUCUGUACGAUGUUUAAUGUCACAUUGGUUGAUUUGUUCUGUUUAAGGACUGUUUAAGAAUGUGUGUUGUCAUUAAAAAUAAUUUUUUUCAGCAUAAA
Ictalurus punctatus (channel catfish) is the source of this 4928-nucleotide messenger RNA. RefSeq names its product speckle type BTB/POZ protein like a (gene spopla). Lineage: Eukaryota; Metazoa; Chordata; Actinopteri; Siluriformes; Ictaluridae. The transcript is spliced from 12 exons. Gene Ontology annotation, cellular component: cytoplasm; nucleus. Gene Ontology annotation, biological process: proteasome-mediated ubiquitin-dependent protein catabolic process; regulation of proteolysis. Bases 313 to 1518 code for a protein of 401 amino acids. The record is from RefSeq and is a predicted model, not a curated record. Gene Ontology annotation, molecular function: ubiquitin protein ligase binding.